Eruca vesicaria subsp. sativa (arugula) is the source of this 1570-nucleotide messenger RNA. NCBI's taxonomy places the organism in Eukaryota, Viridiplantae, Streptophyta, Magnoliopsida, Brassicales, Brassicaceae. The record is from the annotation of a GenBank genome assembly.
AUGGGAGAUCAUCAUGAUUUUAUCAAUUCAGGAAGCUGGUGGAAAGUAUCUUCUUCUUCCUCAACUUCUUCUUCCUCUUCCAUGAGAGCAAGCUCAAUUGAAUCUGGUGGUUCUGCUGUUUUCCAUGAUAAGCUUCAUCAUUCACUAGCUACUAAUCAUCAUCUGCAGAUGAUUGGUUUAGGGCUUUCUUCACAAUCACCUGUUGAUCAAUGGAACCAAUCUCUCUUAAGAGGAGAUAGUAAAGCGGAGACAAGCUUUGGAUUGAUGCUUCAAGAGAAUCUCAAUUUAGAUGCCACCUCAAACGCAAACGCUAUUCAAGAAUCUGAUCCCUCUCACCACCAAGCUUUGUGGAGAGAUCAUCCACAUAUCAAUAACAACGAUUUCAAACCGCAGCUAAACAUGACUAGCAACAACCGCGGCUUCUUCUUGGAUCAUCAGUUCAGCCCUCACGGCAGCUCAAGUACGGACAGUAGUACAGUGACGUGUCAAGGUUUCUCUUCCGACAACACGUCCAACACCUUGUACGGACCAGCAUCAACAACACCUAACUCAUCUUCAGUUAUGUAUCAACAUCAUCAUCAUCAAGCAGCUGGCUUCAACACGUCGAGGAAUCAUCAGCAGUCAAAUCUUGGUUACUCUCAGUUCGGUUCUUGCACCGAUCAGAUGGCGUCGGCGUUACCUUUGAGAUUUUCGAACAACGCAACGUUUUGGAACCCUGCGGCGACGGUGGGAAACGUGGGUCCUACUCAUCAUGAAGCGUCGGCGAACUAUUUCCCGGCGUUACAGCCACCGCUGAUUCACACGCCGAGUUUUGACGAACAACCUAAGAGUAUGCUGGAGAUUAGAGGUUCGAGUAGUAGUGAAGUAAAACGAGUCGGAGGAGAUCAGCCGGCGGCGAAAAGGGCUAAGAGCGAAGCAGCGUCUCCGUCACCAGCUUUCAAGGUGAAGAAGGAGAAAAUGAGUGACAGAAUCGCUGCGCUCCAACAAUUGGUUUCACCUUUCGGAAAGACUGAUCAAGCCUCAGUGCUCUCUGAAGCCACUGAAUACAUUAAGUUCUUACACCAACAAGUUUCAGCUCUGAGUAACCCAUACAUGAAAAGGGGAGCUUCUUUACAUCAUCAACAGAGUGAUGAUCAUCCCAACGUGCUAGAAGUAUCCGAAGAACCAGAUCUUAGAAGUCGAGGUUUAUGUUUAGUACCAGUUUCGAGCACAUUUCCAGUGACACACGAUACUACAGUAGAUUUUUGGACUCCUACCUUUGGUGGGACUUUUAGAUAGAUCGAUAUAAGAUGGAAAAGUUGCAUUAGAUGUUGGUCGACAUAUAUUUUAACCUAUAUAUACGUAGAUUGUUGAUAAGAAGAUCACCACAUUUUACACGAAGAAGCAAAAUAAGUCAAUUGACAAGUGAAAAGUUUUUUUUUUCAUUUAUAUAUAUUUAUAGAUUUAUAACCAAAUUGGUUAAACCAAUCCUCAAAUUAGUAAUGUGUAAUUGAAGAAUAACUAUGUAGAUGAUAUAUACAAGAACUAUUGAAACCUGAAGGUAAGUUUUUUCACACGAUUAACUCCAAAC